AUGGAAGCCACUGGUUCUUCCGUCACUAUUUUGUUCCCUCAGCGAUUCUGGAAACAGGUUGACUCGCUGCCAGCUGAUGGACAGAAGAUCGCCUGGUCCAUCCGCUAUCUUCUGUCUUCGCUCCAGCCCAAGACCUCGUUCACCUGGUGGCUGCUGUUCCCGGAACCCAAGGAUUCUGAUUGGAAGACGCGCUGGCAAGCCCUUUUAACGCCAGACCUGAGACGGAAUCCUUAUGCCCUUAUCGCGAAAGACGCGCGUCGCGGCUCUCCCAACGAUCUGUAUUAUGACAAUAUAAAUCUGGAGACAAUCGAACGCCCUGAUCCCAGACACACGCCAGCGGUCAAUGUUUUCUGCUCCAGAGAUGAGAGAACGGUCAGUUUACUCGGCGGUGCCGCUGACGAGGGUCGUUGGCUACUCACCAAGGGCCUCGAAUGCGAGUCAACGAAACUCCCCGCGUACGUGCUUCCACUUCCUGGGUCGGAAUGGAAAUCUCAGAAGUCAGACGACGAGUUGUACGGUAUCAGAGGAACUGGCUUCCCUACAGCUUUCCUAAUGUACACGACCCUGAAACAACACCGGCAUUCUGCACCUCUGAGACGUGUAACUGCUACGCAGGCAGCUACCAUGACUACGGCCCUUUGCGAGGGACUAGCUGUGGCUGAGAAUCGAGCGUACAACGCAUUGCGUGAUGCCGAGAGGAAGCUGGCGAAGAUGAAGGAGCAGGAGGCCGAAGAUGAGGACGGCGACGACAUCGCAGAGCAGGAGGAGCUCGUUGCGGGCAUUCAUGAGCAGAAAUUCCUAGAUGUCGCUGCGCCAAAGAUCCUCUCUUACAUCGCAACCUUCUCCCCUGAAGCCGACCGAGAAAUUCCCGACGCAGAACCCGACGUGAAACGACUUUACGACGCUUACAACUAUGCAAAGGAACUGCGCAGACAGGAUUCGGAAGAUGAGAUUGAACACCGCACACGCACAAAUUGGCCGUUUGGCUUGAAGCGCCCGCCCGUCAGACUGGACGUUGCCCAACCCUUCCCUUCCGACCUUGGCGCGUAUUUGAAUGACCUCUCCAGAUUCAAAGGCAAAACUACCAUUCGCAUUCAGUAUGAUGUGGACGACAAAUCCUUCCAACACGAAUGCUCGGGCAUUAGCGAAAUGAACAGAUUGGCACUGGACUCCCCCGAAGCCCAAUGGUGGAAUUUUGUGGUAGCAUUCGAUCGGAGUCUGAUGCCCACUGUCUGCGACCUCACGGAAAGGUUCACCGGCCUUGGCAAGGCUGUCAAACAAGGAAGAUUCAUUGGUCAACACGCUCAGGCAAUCAAGACCUUCAAGGAAGCAGUUUUCGGCCGGGUCAGCCUUGUGGGAGGACCUGGAUCUGGGAAAUCUACUUUGGCAACCAACGUCGUUGCUGCCAUGCUGGAAGGCGAGAUGGCUGAGGUGCCCAGCAGACCUCGCAAGGAAGCCGACUACGACGCAAAGAUGAGAGAAAUGGGAGAAGCUGGCCAACUCCUCGAAACAGAAGGAUAUGCACCAAUGGCGGAUGACUCCACGAACCUUGCUGAUUUGGCCCGCCGCGCACAUGACGUCGCCCAGGCAACAGAAGGACAAGCACCAAUGGCGGAUGACUCCAUGGAUCCCGCUGAUUCGGCCCGCCGCGCACAUGACGCCGCUCUGGACAUCCUCAUAGAUUCGCUUAGAGUGACCGAUGCCAGCAACACACUGAGUCCCUCCGAUUCUGAUUCUCGGGACGAUUCGUCACUGUCGAAGCUCACGCCUAUCGUGUGGACGGCUCCCCAAAAUACGCAGGUGGGAGAUGCGGUUCUCCGCCUUCAGGCCAAAGUCCAAAACAAGCGCAUCAUCCGUAUCUACCCUUAUGAUGAUGAGUUGCGUGUUUUCAUGGCCGCAGUCUUGCACGGUCCGGAGGACAUGGCCAUCGACGAAAAUAGCCCACAUUCUGCGAAGCGACUGAUCGCUCACAUCAACGGCUUCCGGGCUGCGCUCUACGUGGAGAGAAAUCCGGCUACAGACCCCUCAUCGCUUGCUAUGCAGCUUCGUGAAGAAGUUGAGCAAAAUCCCGAUGCCUACCCAGAGAUCAAGGAAGCUUGGGAUUUGCAGGUGUCAAAUCCAGCCAACUACAUGGUGAACAAGCGCGACUAUUUCGACUCAGCUAGAAAAAUCAUCGCCGAUUUUGUUUGCAAAGCUGAUGUGAUUGCGGGCACCCCGGUGGCCCUCCGCAUGUUGUACAACCACGUGCCUGUUCUCAAACCAUGCUUCGUCGUGAUAGACGAGGCAGGUCGGCUCACAGAGAGUAUGGCUGUUUUACCCAUCGCCCGCCACGCGGAUGUGCCAGCGCUAUGGAUUGGUGACGUCAAGCAAUUUGGCCCAAUCGCCGCAGCCGAACAGGAUAUUGAGUACAACCCUAUCUUUACGGCUCAACGAAAGCGAAGCCUACUAGCUCGAAUGGAAGGCGCUGGGCAG
This is a messenger RNA of Trichoderma citrinoviride, 2472 nucleotides long. RefSeq lists its product as hypothetical. The record is from RefSeq and is a predicted model, not a curated record. The transcript has 4 exons. NCBI's taxonomy places the organism in Eukaryota, Fungi, Ascomycota, Sordariomycetes, Hypocreales, Hypocreaceae. The annotation marks the transcript as partial.